GAGAGAGAAUUGCUUAUAGUGUUUGAAUAGAUUGUUACAUACUUGGCCGGGAAAAUAGUUGGUAAACAUGGCGGAUCUUGUUAACAGACAGAGGACAGAUAUCCUAGUCAAUGACAAGUACAGACUUAUGCGAAAAAUUGGUUCGGGGUCAUUUGGAGAUAUAUAUCUGGGGGUCAAUCAACUGACGGGUGAGGAAGUUGCAGUCAAGAUGGAAAAUAUAUACGCUAAACAUCCACAGCUUCAGUUCGAACACAAGGUUUACCGGCUGCUUGCAGGUGCAAUUGGUAUACCUCAAGCGAGAUGGUACGGCACUUGCCGAACAUACUGGGUUCUGGUGAUGGACCUUCUAGGUCCCAGUUUAGAAGACUUAUUCACCUUUUGUUGCCGACGGUUCACACUGAAAACCGUAUUAAUGCUUGCUGAUCAAAUGCUUGCACGGAUUGAAAAUGUUCAUAAUAAAAGUUUAAUUCAUCGAGAUAUUAAACCUGACAACUUCCUCAUGGGAAUCGGACGCCAUUGCAACAAGGUGUAUAUGAUUGAUUUUGGCCUAGCCAAACGCUACAGAGAUGUGCGUACAGGACGUCACAUCAGUUAUAGAGAAGACAAAAACCUUACUGGGACAGCAAGAUAUGCUAGUAUUAAUGCACACUUGGGCAUAGAGCAAUCUCGUCGAGACGAUCUGGAGUCUCUAGGCUACGUUUUGAUGUAUUUUAAUCGUGGAUCUUUGCCUUGGCAAGGUUUACGGGCGACCACAAAACGUCAAAAAUACGAAAGAAUUAGCGAGAAAAAGAUGUCAACACCUGUUGAAGUGUUAUGCAAAGGUUAUCCCGCCGAAUUUCAGAUGUAUCUGAACUACUGUCGAGGGUUGCGAUUCGAUGAGACACCUGACUAUAUGUAUCUUCGCCAGUUAUUCCGUAUUUUAUUUAGAACAAUGAGUCAUCAGUUCGAUUACGUUUUCGAUUGGACUAUACUUAAACAAAGAGGUCCUGCUGGUACUUCAUCUACACUUAAUGAGGACACUGGUAACCGUAUACAAGCUCUUCCAAAUUCUCCUGGUACAAGUGCUGCCCCUGAAGGUGAGGCUAAUGUAGAACACUCUGGCAACGCCACCGCUGGCAGCACUCAGGUUCCUUUUGGCAGAACAGGAUAGAUUUCAGCGUUAUUCUUGCUUUAGUUAAGUCGAACGCCUCUUACAUACAUCAACCUUUACUAAUUUUGAGCGGCCAAUUUUAAUCUUUCUGACUCAAAUCUAACAUUUUAGGGUGUUUGGGCAUUAAUUCUUUCUAACCGUUCAUGUCUUUCUACUUAUUUACUUAAUUAUAAAAACAAUGUAUCAAACGUUUAUGCUCACAAUUAUUGUUAAGAUAACUUUGAAUUUCUUGUGGUUAUAUUUGUUAUAUGGCUAUUUCGGAGCUCGAUAAUGAGAAACAAAUGUCUCCGCAUUAAAUUUUAGGUUUUAUUGUAGCACUGUACAUACAAGACAUGUCUUUAAUUAAUUACUUCAUUGUUCAUAUAUAUAUAUAUAUAUAUAUAUAUAUAUAUAUAUAUAUAUAUAUAUAUAUAUAUAUAUAUAUAUAAAGCUUUAUACUUUCUGCAAGGCUUUACGAGAUAGAUGUUACUGUCUGGUUGUUAGUAUGGUAUCAGACUGCAUACUUUUUUCGACAAUCAUUUUUAAAUCAGGGCUCAUUAGAGUUGUCAUCGCAACAAAGUAGCUGUUUUUAUUGGUUAUUGCAACUAAGGUUUCAGCGUAUGUUAAUUUGUUAUCAGCUGUAUGUUAUUUGUGAACUUCUUGCAGAUCAUUACUGAUAUUUGAUGACUUCUCCAGUGUUUGCCGUCUGUAACCUACAAUAUUUGUAAAAUAUAAACUUUCAGUUUUUACU
Schistosoma rodhaini is the source of this 1880-nucleotide messenger RNA. Lineage: Eukaryota; Metazoa; Platyhelminthes; Trematoda; Strigeidida; Schistosomatidae. The record is from the annotation of a GenBank genome assembly.